CACACGGGAGGGGGAGAUAGAAGGCGGUGUUUAUUUUUCCUAAUUUAUUUAUUUACUCUUUUCCCCGUAAUCACUUUUUUGUAUUUUAUGCAUCUUUCUCCUGCUUUUCCUAUGUCGAUGGAGGCACCUCUACUUUUGCUUCUUCUACCUCCGCUUGGCUUGCUAGGCGUUAUCAUGCUAGAUAGCUAGCGGUAGCUAACUCCUCACAGAAACUUCCCGUCAUAGGGGCACAAACAGACGGUGAAGGGGAACGACACAGCAGUCGAUGAUAAAAUCACAUCCCCUCCUCACGAAAGAUAAAAAGGCUGAUUCAGGACAAAGAAAAUCUGCAUUUGCUCAUUUCCGGAGCCCCAGACGGCUGUACAUUCGGACUGGAGAUAGCUAGCCUAGCCUGCGAGUCCUUUCUGUUGGUGCUGCAGUCUGUGCAGCAGCGUUAACGGUUCCAAUUACUGGUAACUACGGGGAUUUAAUGGGACCUUUACUUCCUUAGGACCACCCCCCGGCGGACCAUCGCUCGAAUAUUUCUCGGGCGCUGUCCAUAUCGGGGGGUGUCCGGCCGUUGAGUCAUUCUGCCCGGGGAAGGAAGGUUCAUCCUCUCCAACCCCGGUGGACGCUCCGGCCGGCGUUAGCACCAGAGCCCUAUUAUGGCAGGAAAUUUGAAGAAAGGAGGGGGGUUGAUCGGGAUGAUGAAGGACGCUUUUCAACCGCACCAUCACCACUUGCACGCACAUCAUCAGCCGGGAGCCGUGGAUAAAAAGACGGUGGAGAAAUGCUGGAAACUCAUGGACAAGGUGGUGCGGCUCUGCCAGAACCCCAAGCUGGCGCUGAAGAACAGCCCUCCCUACAUCCUGGACCUGCUGCCCGACACCUACCAGCACCUGCGCACCGUCCUGUCCCGCUACGAGGGCAAGAUGGAGGCCCUGGGCGACAACGAGUACUUCCGCGUCGUCAUGGAGAACCUGACCAAGAAGACCAAGCAGACCAUCAGCCUGUUCAAAGAGGGCAAGGAGCGCAUGUACGAGGAGAACUCCCAGCCCAGGCGGAACCUGACCAAGCUGUCGUUGAUAUUCAGUCACAUGCUGGCUGAGCUCAAAGCCAUAUUUCCGAACGGCCUGUUCCAGGGAGACAACUUCCGCAUCACCAAGGCGGACGCAGCAGAGUUCUGGAGAAGGUCGUUUGGGGACAAGACCAUCGUUCCAUGGAAAGUGUUCCGCCAGGCGCUGCACGAGUUUCACCCAAUCAGCUCAGGCCUGGAGGCCAUGGCCCUGAAGUCCACCAUCGACCUCACCUGCAACGACCACAUCUCCGUCUUCGAGUUCGACAUCUUCACCAGGCUCUUCCAGCCAUGGUCGUCUCUGCUGCGGAACUGGAACAGCCUGGCGGUGACACACCCAGGGUACAUGGCCUUCCUCACGUACGACGAGGUCAAAGCACGUCUGCAGAAGUUCAUCCACAAGCCAGGCAGCUACAUCUUCAGGCUGAGCUGCACGCGGCUGGGCCAGUGGGCCAUCGGCUACGUCACCGCAGACGGCAACAUCCUGCAGACCAUCCCCCACAACAAGCCGCUGUUCCAGGCGCUCAUCGACGGCUUCCGGGAGGGAUUCUACCUGUUCCCGGAUGGACGGACACAAAACCCGGACCUCACUGGGCUGUGUGAGCCGUCCCCUCAGGACCAUAUCAAAGUCACGCAGGAGCAGUACGAGCUGUACUGUGAGAUGGGCUCCACCUUCCAGCUGUGUAAGAUCUGUGCGGAGAACGACAAGGACGUGAAGAUCGAGCCCUGCGGUCACCUGAUGUGCACAUCCUGCCUCACCGCCUGGCAGGAGUCGGAGGGUCAGGGCUGUCCGUUCUGUCGCUGUGAGAUCAAGGGCACAGAGCCCAUAGUGGUGGACCCUUUUGACCCGAAGGACAACAGCGGGGGCCUGUACGGGGGCUGCAGGGGCAUGUUUGGGGCGGAAGCCCCCUCACCCAGCGAUGAUGACGACGAUCGGCUGGAUGACCCCCACCUGAUGAUGAGCAGGCUCGCAUGUGCCAAGGUGGAGCGCCCCCCCUCGCCCAUGUCCCUGGCCCCCCAGGCCUCUCUCCCCCCUGUGCCACCCCGCCUCGACCUGCUCCAACACCGGCCCCCAAACCCUCCCGGGGCCUCCAGCCCAGGGGCCACGACCAAGGUUGCAGCGCACCACAAAGAUAAGCCCCUCCCCCUGCCCCCCGCUCUACGCGACCUGCCCCCGCCCCCUCCCCCGGACCGCCCCCACUCGGCCGGGCCCGAGGCGCGGCUGCAGAGACGGCCCCUGCCCAGCACCCCCGGCGACAAGCCCCCGCUGGCCCCGCCCAAUCGGGCCCUGACGGACUGGAACCCCCGGCCCGUGCCCAAAGCGCCCACGCAGCCCCCCUGCCUGUCCAACCGCCACUCGCUCCCCCUCGCCCUGCCCUCCACGCUGGACGGACGGACAGACGCACAGCGGAACAGCUCCCUCAGUCUGGACCAACCGCCGACGUUUGGGCCGAGUGCCUGUGGGAGUCAGGAGUAUGACAGCCCGAAAGUGAAGCCUUCCUCCUCAGCCAAUGCCAUCUAUGCCCUGGCAGCCAGGGCUCUCCCAGCUCUCAAACAGCUGGCAGGGGAGGAUGCCCAGGAGAGCGAGGAGGAGUCUGAGUACAUGACCCCCUCCUCGCGCCCCGUCCUGCCCCCUAUGGGAGCCAGCGGAGGAGACGUCGUGCCUCGCCCCCCCCUGCCCAGCGCCCUCAGCUCCUGGGCUAUGCUCAGUGACGGGGACGACGGGCAGCAGAUGUACGAGGCCAUGUACAACAUCCACGCCCAGGGCCUUACUGCCUCCCUGCCUCACCAAGCCAGAGAGUCCGAUUACUCGGAGCUGCCCCCUCUGGCCAGCAGCAGUAAUGGCCCUCGGGAGCUCCGGGGCGAGGAGGAGGAGAACGGCUACGACGUCCCCAAAGCGCUGCUCUCCACGCGCCGCACGCUCUCCGAGAUCUCUGCCGCGUCCCCCUCCUUCAGCAGGGUUUCCGUGGAGACGGAGCUCACCGCAGGGCCCUCGUUCUCCGAAAGCGGUGAGGCCCCAGAGCGGCCGCCCAAACCCCUGCCGCGGCGCAUCAGCUCGGACCGGCGGCCCAGCCCCGUGCCCCCCGCGGGCGGGGCCGGCCCCCAGAUCAGCACCGAGAUCGAGCUCCUCAUGAGCCAGGGCUACUCCUACCAGGACAUCCAGAAGGCCCUGAUGAUCGCGCAGAACAACAUGGAGAUGGCCAAGAACAUCCUGCGCGAGUUCGUCUCCAUCCCCUCCACCGCCCACAUCCUGACAUAGCCGUUCCUGUGCCCAUUGGACGCUGCAGGGGGGGGGGCGUCUCCUGGCUGUCUCGUCCAGCCGUUGGCCGGGUUGAGAUGGCUCCGCCCCCUCCCGUCCCCCUUGGGGACAGAGCCCAUCUGGAGGACCGGCAGUAGAAGAAGAAGAGCGGGAAGCUUCACUGUUAGCGAGGUCUUCUCACGGCAUCGCAAACUAUACCUCACAGAUGCGCGUGUACAUAGGCGCUCGUUGCGGACAUAUAUAUAUAUUUACGUGUAUGCGUGUGUAUUUCCUCAGAGCCGCCGUGUGGAUGUUCUGGGCCCCAACGCCCUCAUGCAGGUGCUGCUGUGGAACAGAAGGGAUUGUGGGAGUUGUAGUGCAGAGCGGCCUGUAACGUGGAGGCUUUGGUACUUGCGUAGCGUGGUUGUGAGCCUGGCCCAUAGGGUGUGUGUGCAGUGCAGCAGUGAUCCUCCUGUUCUUCCCAUUGGCUUACAGGGAGAGUCUAUUGACCUUUGACUCGCAGGUUACAUGUCCCCUGUUGACUUGGCCAUCGCGGGACCGUUGGGGAUACAGUAUUGAUUUGCACUGAUCACUCGGCAUCACCCGUUACAAACCCGUUGAUGUUUAUUGCCAUGUUGAUUUGCAUUCUGUUGAUAUGCAUACGGCUGGCUAAGCAGCGAAUCUCCACCCCGGGCCACCAGCACCGCCCUCAUUAAGCUCUGUGACCUGACCCCCUGCUGACCUGAGAUCAGGUCAGUGUCUUUUUUCACUCUUUGGCCAGGGGUGGGUAAGGGCUCUGGAUGCUGAUCCUGGAUCAGUAAGCAGCGCGUACCUUCAACUCUCUGACUCUGGCUGGUGUCUCCGCUUCCUCUGGAUUCUAGUCUGAGGGACCUUGUCUGGAUCUGUGCAUUAACCCUUUUUCUCUUUAUCCUUCCUGAACUAAUGAAUGUUGACUUAACUCGAUGAUUUACCACGCUUUGUGACUUUAGUUAUUUUUCUAAGCUGUAACUGUUAACAGGCAGUGAAAGGGGGAAAGUGAACGUGUGAAAAUGAUUGCCAGGGGGGCGGUUGUGUUCCAGAAAUCUCACAGAAGCUCAUUGUAAUGAAAACAUUGUCGGGGAUGACUUUAAUAAUAUAUUGUCAUUAUUAUUAUUAUUAUUAAUAAUAAAUCAGAAGUGCUUUACUGCUGCUACUAUUGUUAGUGCUAAACAAUUAAGCCUUAAAUGUACAUUUGUGAAUAUUGUGGUUUAACAUUUUUAAAGUGACAGUAUCCCAUUAUUUUCCUCCUUUUGUAAUGUAGCAUACUUGAAAAUAUAAGUGGCUUGUGAAAGCCGCGCGACGCCGGCCGACUGGGGUCCUUCUGUUAGCCUCCCGCCAGGCAAGGGCCGCGGCGCGUACGGCCGUCCGGCUUUGGACCAACCGAAGGUUCGGCACGCCCUAAACAUUCAGUUUCACCGGCCUUUUUUGUUUUUAUUUUUAUGGAGUAACUGCGUGUGGGCGGA
Conger conger (European conger) is the source of this 4795-nucleotide messenger RNA. RefSeq names its product Cbl proto-oncogene, E3 ubiquitin protein ligase (gene cbl). The coding region runs from base 645 to 3314 and encodes 889 amino acids. Gene Ontology annotation, cellular component: membrane raft; plasma membrane. The record is from RefSeq and is a predicted model, not a curated record. The transcript is spliced from 16 exons. NCBI's taxonomy places the organism in Eukaryota, Metazoa, Chordata, Actinopteri, Anguilliformes, Congridae. Gene Ontology annotation, molecular function: receptor tyrosine kinase binding; phosphotyrosine residue binding; SH3 domain binding. Gene Ontology annotation, biological process: negative regulation of epidermal growth factor-activated receptor activity; cell surface receptor signaling pathway.